UUCACCUUCCCAAUUAAACUUUUAUUGCCAACUUGACAUUUUAGUGUAAAAUUGAAAUUUUAUAUGAAAAUUGGUGAAAUCGUUUAAAAAAGAUGUUUGCAAACGAUUUUCAAUCAAUGGAUGCAGGAUACAUUCCGGAAGUACGUAAAAAAGAAAACUCAAGCAAUUUCAACUUAACUGAGAAUUCAUCGUCUGGAGAAAUUAUUAUUCCACAGUUUAUGAAAUAUCCAAAUGAAAAGGAGAAUCCUACAUAUCGGAUGUGGUCUCAACUUUAUACCCCUGAGUAUUUGGUGGCAGUUUUGGGAAUUUCGUUCCUCAUCUUGAUGCUGGCUGCCGGAUAUUCUGUGUAUAGAAGAAGGAAACGUAGGAGGAGUUCGUACCAGCCUUUCUUAAGCCUUCACUCCUCUGUACCCAAAAUCUCUAAGCCAACUGAUCCCAUUGUUUACAACUAUGUAUGCACUCAAAAACCAGUUGAUUUCGUUGUACCAAGUGCUCCUGUAACAACCCUACCAAGUCCUGUAGACCCUGCAGUGACAGCAAAUUCCAUCGAAAGUGCUGGCGCUCUGUGUACAAAGUUGUCUCAGUUAGAAGGAGGUCCUACUUUACUGGGAGGUUUAAAUCCAGAAAUAUACAAAUCUGUCCCAGAGGAGAAGUCAGAGGAAGACAAUUUCCCUGAAAAUCACAUCGGUCGUCUUUGGUUCGGAGUUGAGUAUGAUGUUGCCACUGAAAGACUGAUUGUUCGAUUAGUAAAAGCUAAAAAUAUUCCAAGCAGAGUAUAUGGGGCUGUCAACUGCUGUGAUCCUUUCGUAAGGAUCUAUCUUAUGCCUGAUGAACGAAGAUAUUUACAGUCCAGACCUAAAAAGAAAACAUGUAACCCUAAAUUUGAUGAAACUUUUCUAUUUCAGCUUCCCAACCGAUCAAUAAGUGAAAGAACCCUUAAGUUCACAGUCUUCGAUAACGACAGGGGCAAACACCACAAUCCGAUCGGGCAUGUCUUACUACCCCUCAAGGAAUUCUUUGACUCGGAGAACCAUACUCAAAUUCAGUGGCGCGAUUUGGAGAAAAAAGAAACUCAAGUCCCAUGUGACCUGGGGGAGAUGAUGCUCAGUCUUUGCUACAACCAGAAUCUAGAACGCCUUAUAGUGACUGUCUGUGAAGCCAAGAGUCUCAGAAUGCCCGCUGGAUUCAAGCAACUCGAUACUGUGGCUCGUAUAACAUUCAUGCGAGAGAACAAAGUAGUAAAGACUAAGAAAACAAUGGUUUGCAAGAACAGUUGUGAUCCCAAAUACAACGAAUCAUUCCAUUUCAAGAUGUCCAAAAAUUCGAUCAACUUGUGCAGCAUCACCAUACAGAUACUUCAAGCAGGGAUAAAAGACAAAACUCGCUGCCUGGGUCGAAUUGUUUUGGGUCCUUACAUGUUCUCCCGUGGAAAAGGCCUUGACCAUUGGGAAGAGGCAAUGGCAGCUGGACACAAGCAAAUUCGUUAUUGGCAUAAGCUUAGCUGAAGAGAAGAGCAUAUUGGAUUCUUGUAGACUAUGAAGGAAAAGAAUAUUUAUUCAUAUUAAUAUUAAUAGUUUAUGAGCAACUUACGUCUAAGUUAAAAUUUAAAGCUUUUUUGUCAUAACUACUGUAAGAAAAAUAAUUUUGUAACUGCCUUACAGGCAUUUAGCUUUUUAGAAAUAACUAAUAUAAGAUAUAAGUUAAAUGUUGUAAGUCAACAACAUGUAAAUAAAUGUUGUUGUUGUUCUGAGUCAACGGCAUAUAAAUAAAUGUUGUUAUAAAUCAACAUUCAAAAAAGGUUGUCGAAAAGGUUGUCGAUAUUAGGCUAGUGAAAACAUUUUUCCCUUACCCGUUCUAGUUCACGUGAGCUGGAAUAAACUAAAAGCACAUUUGAUUUAAAUCUCAAUUAUUCGUUUAAAUGUUCCAAAAUUUUCCUUUAAAAGAAAAUUUUAA
Messenger RNA from Parasteatoda tepidariorum (common house spider), 1953 nucleotides. RefSeq names its product synaptotagmin-15. Gene Ontology annotation, molecular function: SNARE binding; calcium-dependent phospholipid binding; phosphatidylserine binding. The record is from RefSeq and is a predicted model, not a curated record. Gene Ontology annotation, biological process: calcium-ion regulated exocytosis. Lineage: Eukaryota; Metazoa; Arthropoda; Arachnida; Araneae; Theridiidae. Gene Ontology annotation, cellular component: plasma membrane; exocytic vesicle.